GAGAGGGAGAGAGAGAGAGAGAGAGAGAGAGAGAGAGAGAGAGAGAGAGAGAGAGAGAGAGAGAGAACAGAUAGACAGAGAAACAGAGGAAGAGAGAGAGAGAGAGAGAGAGAGAGAGAGAGAGAGAGAGAGAGAGAGAGAGAGAGAGAGAGAGAGAGAGAGAGAGAGAGAGAGAGAGAGAGAGAGAGAGAGAGAGAGAGAGAGAGAAGAGAGAGAGAGAGAGGAGAGGAGAGGAGAGAGGAGGAGAGGAGAGGG
Gadus morhua (Atlantic cod) is the source of this 255-nucleotide messenger RNA. RefSeq lists its product as uncharacterized. The transcript is spliced from 4 exons. The annotation marks the transcript as partial. The record is from RefSeq and is a predicted model, not a curated record. NCBI's taxonomy places the organism in Eukaryota, Metazoa, Chordata, Actinopteri, Gadiformes, Gadidae.